This is a messenger RNA of Rubroshorea leprosula, 3188 nucleotides long. NCBI's taxonomy places the organism in Eukaryota, Viridiplantae, Streptophyta, Magnoliopsida, Malvales, Dipterocarpaceae. The record is from the annotation of a GenBank genome assembly.
AGAGAGAAAGAAUAACCGUCCCGUUUUUCCCGCCGAUGGCGCGUUCCCACCGGAAGUCACCGACGAUUCCCAGUUCUCAGUCACUGUCACUUUCUCAUGUAACCUACCAAACCCCAUCUACGACUAGUUUUCCAUCGUCAUCGUCUGUCGAAGUGCUUCACUCAAAGCUCGCGACUGAAGUAAUGAGGCUUACGGGAUCCUCGCCUUCUGUGGCCAAUCCACCGCCUCUUGAUUCUAUGUUGCCCACUAUUUCCACUAUUCUUCCAGCUGGCGUGAAGCCUUCUGCCUCUCCUUCUUGGGCUGAUGCUGUUGCCGCUGACUCUGUAACAGGUAAUCUCUCUUACCACCCUCCUGAAUUGCGUGAUGGCAAAUUGGUUGUGAAAUUGCCUAGAUCUGUUCAUGAGGAAGGGAUAAAAUCUUGGGAAGAUUGCUUAGUCGGGGUUUUCAUAGGUGGGUCUUCACCCAAUUAUGGAGAUAUUGUACACACAGUGAAUAUGCUUUGGGGAAGAAAAGGGAAAAUCCUAGUUACUGGUAUGGGAAACAAUACGUACUUGUUCAAAGUGCCUGAUUCUAUAACUAGGGAUUGGAUCCUUAGGUCCAAAGUACCCUGGCAUGUGAACCAUAAGACCUUGCAUCUCCAGCAGUGGAAACCAGAUAUUGAGUUGACUAACCUGAAACCUUCUAAGAUGCCCAUCUGGGUUAAAGUUUGGAAUGUACCUAUCACUCUGUAUACUAAGCAAGGUUUGGGUUAUAUAGCCAGUGCAAUUGGUAUCCCUAUUUCUCUGGAUAAAGCUACAGAGCUGCGCACUAAUGUGAAUUUUGCUCAAAUCUGUGUAGAAGUUGACCUUGACAAAAUUCAUCAACUCCCUGAAUCUGCCUUUGUUGAAGCUGAGAAUCGAUUGCCAGUGGAAGUUAUGUUUGAAUAUCCAUGGCUACCUGUUAAGUGUGAUGCUUGUAACAGGGAGGGGCACACCAGUAAGGAUUGUACUGCAAAGCCAAAAAAAUCAGUGCAAAAGCAAGAGUGGCAAGUGGUAGCUAAGAAAGGGAAAAGUAAGCAAGUGGAGGAAGACAAGGGUGAUAGUUCUGUUAGUCAGGCUAAACCUUCUUCCCAGUCAAUUCCCCUUUCACCAAUGGUGCCUGACAACCAACCAGAAAAGGAUAUUCAAGUGGUGCAAUCAACCUCAGUUUUAGCAGGGGCUGUUUCGGUUAAUGCUUCUCCAGGAAGGGUUGUCCCUACUGAAAAUUCAUUUUCUGCUCUAACCAUGCCUGAGCAGGGCGUGGGACCAGAAAGAAGAAUGCGAGUUGCAUCUCAUGGGGUUGCUGCAGCUACAAAAACAUUGCUACCCAAACAGAGACAGACAAGGAAAGGUUCAAAUUCCUCAGUCCAUAAUUAUGUGCAUGCCAGCCUUGGAAGAAUUUUGAUUCUUUAUGAACAUCACAUUCAUGUCACUAUGUUUGCCAUGAGCUGCCAGGCUAUUCAUUGUCAUGUCCUCAAUGCUUUUUCAGAUCAGUAUUUGUUUCUUAGUGUCAUUUAUGCUGAUCCAUAUUCAGAUGCAACCAGGCAAAAACUUUGGGAUGAGCUAGUUCUUCUUAGUCAGGCUCUCCCUAAUGUCCCUUGGCUAGUGGGUGGGGAUUUCAAUGAUAUUAGAUAUCCUUCAGAAAGAUCAGAUGGAGCUUUCUCUAGCCUCACAAAGGAGUCCAUAUUAUUCCAUGAGAAACUUAAUAAUGCUGAUUUGCAUGAUUUGCCCUCCAGUGGUUCAUUUUUUACUUGGUGUAACAAUAGGAGUGCCAAUCCUAUUUCCAAGAAGCUUGACAGACUAAUGGUAAAUAACAGAUGGUUUAAUUCCUUUCCAAAUGCAACUGCUGAAUUCUUGCCUCCUGGGUGCUCUAACCAUUGUGCAGGUUGUGUAAAUAUCUUGGCACCUACUCCUAAUAACAAAAGGAAGCCUUUUAAAUUCUUUAAUUUUUGGGCUAAGAAUGAGAGGUUCCUGGAGAUAGUAAAACAGUCAUGGGACUCUACCACGGUAAAAGGUUGCUACAUGUUUCAACUUUGCAAAAAGCUGAAGGCUUUGAAGCCUGCUCUUAGGAAGCUGAAUACAGAACAUUAUGCAGAUCUACCAAACAAGCUACAGCAAGAGCUACACAAGUUGCAUAUGAUACAGGUUGACCUCUUAGCAUGUCCAGAUGCUGCACUAAUUCAAGCUGAACAUGACCAAGCCCAGAACGUGGCAGCUUUACAACAGGCUGAGGAAUCAUUUUACAAGCAAAAAUCUAGAAUUAAAUGGUUGCAAGAAGGAGAUGGUAAUACCACUUAUUUUCAUAAAGUGGUCACAGUUCGAAAGGGAAAAAAUACAAUCAAAGAGCUAUACACAAGUGACGACAGGAAACUUACAAGAGUAUCAGACAUGGAAAAUGAAGCUGUUCAAUUUUACCAAGGUCUCCUCGGUACAGCUGACCCAAAUUGUGCCAAAAUCAGUGGGGAAUGGAUUACAGAUUUAUUCCAAUAUCAGCUGUCUACUACUUUAGCAGAUUCUCUCAUGCAACCAGUCACAGUUGAAGAAAUUAAGGAUGUAGUUUUUUCAAGCCCGGGAAAUAAGGCGCCUGGUCCAGAUGGGUACACGUCUGAAUUUUAUAAAGCUGCUUGGCCUGUUGUAGGUGAUUUGGUGAUUAAGGCAAUUCAGGAAUUCUUUUCUUCUGGUAAACUUUUGAGAGAAAUGAAUUCAACCAUUAUUUCUCUGGUUCCAAAGGUUCAAAAUCCAAUGAGUAGAACAACCCUAGAAUCCCAUGUUGGAAGAUUGAUUUUAACUGGGUCUGAGUGUUUGGUUUCAAGCAACUCAAUAGACUCGACUGUCGCAGCGGAGGAUGUGUUCUCCAAGGAUUUGAAUAAGUUGGUGCACUUGCAGUUUUGGCCAGAAGAACAAGUUACUCUUGAGCCAUUCGAGGAUGGGAAGGAGAAGAUCCUUUCCUAAUUUAAAACAAAUUUUUUGAUUUUAUUUUGCAUUUUCUUUUAUUUCUUGUAAAUUGCUGGAAAUGUCUUUUUGAUUCUUUGUGAGUUAUUGGAAAUGUCUAAUGGGUUGUCCAAAACAGAUGGAUUGUUGACAGCAUCAAGCAACGUCGAGCACUUUUUUGGGUUGGAUGUUUGUUUCUUACAUUAAUGGUAGCAAGAUUAAGAAACCCAACAGUCUUUA